Neogale vison (American mink) is the source of this 649-nucleotide messenger RNA. RefSeq names its product small vasohibin binding protein (gene SVBP). The transcript is spliced from 3 exons. NCBI's taxonomy places the organism in Eukaryota, Metazoa, Chordata, Mammalia, Carnivora, Mustelidae. The coding region runs from base 98 to 298 and encodes 66 amino acids. Gene Ontology annotation, biological process: negative regulation of protein ubiquitination; protein secretion. Gene Ontology annotation, cellular component: apical part of cell. The record is from RefSeq and is a predicted model, not a curated record.
GCCCAAUCCGAGGCGCGGUGGGCUCGCUACUCCAGACGCGAAGUCAGUCUCUAAUGCACCAUCCAGGCCGAGCUAACAAGUGUUCAGAAGUCAAGUCAUGGAUCAGCCUACACGGAAAGAAAAAUCCAAAGUUAAAGAACCUGUGAGCAGAGUUGAGAAGGCCAAGCAGAAAUCAGCCCAGCAGGAGCUGAAGCAAAGACAAAGAGCAGAGAUCUAUGCCCUCAACAGAGUCAUGACAGAACUGGAGCAGCAGCAGUUCGAUGAGUUCUGUAAACAGAUGCAGCCUCCUGGAGAGUGAGCGGCCCCCGCGCACAGAACCAGACGAGCCCCCGCCCCGAGGCUGGCUUUUUCCACGAGGUUCCCGUUUCCCUGAGAUGGUCCGCUUGGAACCUUACAGAACUAGACAAGAAAAUGUUUGCAUUAUUCUGGAACUGGGAUAAGUCUGAACUUCCCGUAUGUCACUUCUGCUUCACUGGUUCUUUCAGUCUGAAUUGGCCCAGUGCUUGCUGAAGAGACUUGUUUUGUUCUUCUAAGACAGCAGAUUCUUUUUUUUUUUUUUAACUUUUUUCUAUUGCUUGAGAAAAAUCAGCAUUUCUCGUGAAACUGUAGAUCUUCUCCAAAAAUAUAAAUAAAAUACUAAUAAAAUGUC